Messenger RNA from Debaryomyces fabryi, 1998 nucleotides. Its product is annotated as ubiquitin-binding SDF ubiquitin ligase complex subunit. NCBI's taxonomy places the organism in Eukaryota, Fungi, Ascomycota, Pichiomycetes, Serinales, Debaryomycetaceae. Bases 1 to 1998 code for a protein of 665 amino acids. Gene Ontology annotation, molecular function: protein binding. The record is from RefSeq and is a predicted model, not a curated record. The transcript has a single exon.
AUGAAUUUACAAGAUAUUUGCAUUCCUAAGGAUACAAAAUACGAGCACCAGACGCCACUGCUGUACUCGACUACUGAGAGUUUCGACAAUAUACUUUCCAACAGUGUAUUACCAAGCAAGCAGUAUCUGUCUAGUAAUGAGAGCGGAGAUGGCUCUGUGGGUACUAAUGAGCAUAAUAAUCAAAGUCGUGGGAAUAGUGAGGAUGUGAGAGAAAUCAGCACAGUGGCUCAACCAUCGCAUCCAGAGAGUAAAGUUUCGGUGGUGACACCAUUUUUGGUGAAGCAUAUUAGCGAUCAGUCCAUGAUACCCAAGGAUAAUUUUCAUCGGUACUGCUACAGACAUAAUCCGGAUGUGACGUGUAAUAAACAAACUGACGAAGUCAAGAUGAAGAAAAUACAGAAACAAAUGGAGAAAUUGCCUUCGAGAGACCAAGAAGCCAUAAAUCAUGUAUGGUCAAUUUUCAGCGCCGCACCUGACCCACAUAGAUCGUUGAUAUUACAAGGUUUGUUAAGCCAAUGCUGUUUUCCCCAAUUAUCAUUUAUAUCGCAAGAGGUAAGCUCAUUAAUUAAGAUAGACUUCAUUUCUACCUUGCCAAUGGAAAUAUCGCUAAAAAUAUUGUGUUACCUUGAUUGUGCAUCUUUAUGUAAUGCGGCACAGGUAUCGAGAAAAUGGAAAUGUCUUGCUGAUGAUGAUCGGGUGUGGCACCACAUGUGUGAACAGCACAUCGAUAGAAAGUGUCCAAAUUGUGGAUGGGGAUUACCAUUAAUGCAUAUGCAAAGAGCGAGAAAUAUGAAUUACGAUGAAUAUAACAACAAAAAGAGAAAGCUUGAGAAUGUGGAGUCAUCAAAUGGCUCUAACAGUUCGGAGGUGGAAUUAGAGAUUAAAAGGAUGAAGGUUACACGUGAUGAACAGGACAAACAACGGAAACUCUUGAAGAAAAGGCCAUGGAAAUCGGUCUAUAGCGAAAGAUUUAAAUUGGAAAAGAAUUGGCGUAAGGGAAUAUAUAAAAUCAAAACAUUUGAAGGGCACACAGAUGGUGUUACGUGCUUGCAAUUUAAUAGAAAAUAUCUUAUGACUGGUUCAUAUGAUAAUACUGUUAAAAUAUGGAAAGUGGAAACUGGUGAGUGUUUGAGAACUUUGACUGGACAUACACAGCCAAUAAGAUCGUUAGUGUUUGAUUCUCAGAAAUUGAUCACUGGAGGCUUGGAUUCAACGAUAAAGGUAUGGAACUACCAUACUGGUGAAUGUAUUUCAACAUAUAGAGGCCAUGACGCAGCUGUUGUCAGUGUUGAUUUUCUGAAUAAAACAAUUGUUUCCGGUUCUGCUGAUCACACGGUGAAGGUAUGGCAUGUUGAUUCAAGAACAUGUUACACACUAAGAGGACAUACGGACUGGGUCAAUUCAGUGAAAAUUCAUCCUUUAUCAAAUACAGCGUUCAGUGCUUCUGAUGAUACUACCAUUAGAAUGUGGGACUUACAAAACAAUCAAUGUUUGCGUAUAUUUGGGGGUGUUGAGAAUAACGGGCAUUUGGGACAUGUCCAAUGUGUGAUUCCAUUAAUUUAUAAAGAUAAAUUAAUUCAAGAUAAUAAUGAGAGUGAUACGGAAAAUAAUGGAGAUUCAACCAGUAAUGAUUUAAACUCUAAUCAAGAUUUACAAAAUGAAGAGAUAAAUAAUAUUCAAUUACCUGGCAAUAAGAAUUAUCCAACACAUUUAUUAACUUCAUCACUUGAUAACACCAUUAAACUUUGGGAUGUCAGAACUGGAAAGUGCAUUAGAACUCAAUUUGGCCACAUUGAAGGAGUGUGGUCUAUUAGUGCUGAUACAUUUAGGAUCAUCAGUGGUGCCCAUGACAGGUUAAUUAAGGUUUGGGAUUUACAAAAUGGUAAAUGUUUACAUACUUUUGGAAGUAAUUCGAUUGUUAGUUGUGUUGGUUUAAGUGAUUCGAGGUUUGCGGCUGCUUUAGAAAAUGGGUGUGUUAAAAUGUACUGCUUUGAUUAA